CUUGAAGUUGCCCUGUGAGGGGGUGCUUGCGUGUCGGGGGACGCGCGUCUGGCCUUUAUAAGCUCUGAAGUCGACCAGUACCACCACCACCAUCACCACCAAACAUCCGAUGUCCUCCAAUGAACAAGGAGCCCAAAUUCUGGGCCUCGGAACGGCCUGCUCAUACCCUCACUGCUCUCUCCUCGAUUUCCUUCCAUUCAAAUGUCCACACUGUCCAGGCACUCCUGCCUUCUGCUCGGAGCACUUCCAUCCACACUGCAAUACCGCCCACGCUCACCUGGACCGUGUAGCACCAAACUGCCCUCUGUGUAGUGUUCCAGUCGCGAUUCCGCCCGGCGAGGACCCGAACGUGCGCAUGGAGAGACACAUCAGCCGUUUCUGCGAGGUGAUGAAUGCUAGCGGUAGACAGCAAGGAAAGGGUGGGAGCAAGAUAUGUGCCAGGGGGAAGUGUGGUAAGGUAUUAUUUGCACCCAUCGGGUGUGAUAGAUGCCACAAAGAAUUCUGCCCUCAGCACCGUUUCCCAAACGAUCAUAGCUGUCCGUCGCUCACUUCACAACGGCCGAACACCAGUUCCACCUCUAAGCCAUCUAUCAGACCGAGUCCUGUUUCAGCCACUCCCAGCUCAUCCUCAGCCAAAUCUGCGCCUGUGGCUGUAUCCAGACCCGCUCCUUCUUCCAAAGCGAUAUCAGCACCAUCCUUUUCCAAGUUUUCCAUCUCUGUCCCAAACGCAUUCUCCAAGACUGAUCGACGCGCAAAGGAGGAGCGCGCGAGCAGGCUCAAGGCCAUGAAAGAGCGUGCCAAUAGGGGUCUUCUCACAGAAGAAGAGAAGCUUAUCCUCGCGCAAGAAGAGGCAGCACGCGCGCAGGAAGUCAGAAAGGGAGACAAAGAGUGUCGCGUCAUGUAGCUUUCCCCCCUGAACUUGACUUUGGACUUUCAGGACUUCCCACAGUACCCAUAUACUACAUCGCGUACAGAUCCACCCAUAGGCCCGACCUUGUAUUUCCUUGAACCCCUGUUGGAUUUCGAUGACACUAGGCUCAGCUUUUGUGGCAAAGUCUGUUGCUCGUUACAAUGUAAUGACAGUUACAGGAAUGUGCUGAACA
Molecule: messenger RNA, 1103 nt
Organism: Suillus discolor
Lineage: Eukaryota; Fungi; Basidiomycota; Agaricomycetes; Boletales; Suillaceae
Exons: 3
Coding region: 110-904 (264 amino acids)
Cellular component (GO): cytoplasm
Molecular function (GO): zinc ion binding
Source: RefSeq, a predicted model, not a curated record